Messenger RNA from Linum tenue, 1683 nucleotides. Lineage: Eukaryota; Viridiplantae; Streptophyta; Magnoliopsida; Malpighiales; Linaceae. The record is from the annotation of a GenBank genome assembly.
GCGAAAAUUAAAAAUCGGCCAGAACGCGGAACCCUAAUCGCCCUCACUCUUCGCAUCGUCUUCAAUCUUCAUCCCCUUUCUUCUCAGUCCACCAGAGCAGCAGUUCACUGAUCAACAUCGACCAUCCGUCCUCCACCGACUACCAUUCUGCCGACGCCCAUAACCUAGUCCCCCUAUUCUUCAUUACUGCUCCCUUUGGCUUCCCUCAGCCCGGCAGCUUCCUUCGCCCAUAACCUGUUCGUCGAAAUUCCCCACUGAAAAAAUAACGCUCGGGCCAGGAACACAACCCUGAGGAUGGCGAAGAAAAAAAAAUCGACAAAUCCGCCACAAACUACCGCGCCUUUCGGAAGGUCGCAGGACAAGGGCCCACCUCGUAAUUCCAAGGCGAUGCUGAAACUCGACCACCUUCAAAGGCUUGCGCUAUGGGCUGGAGCAGAAGCUUCAAUCCCUUCUCUCGGCGCUUUCUUUGGUCGCCAGUUCGCCACAGCGGCAGAAGCUCUCGGCGCCCCACCUGACCCGUCUUUGUUCCCAUGCCAAAGAUGCGAGACAAUUCUUCAGCCUGGCUUCAACUGCACAAUCCGGAUCGAGAAGAAUCGACAAAAGGCAGCAAAGCGUGGAGGCAAGAGCAAAAUAAACCACACUCCACCGCAGAACUAUGUCAUCUAUACAUGCCAUUUCUGUUCUUUCAGGAACCAAAAGCGAGGGACUUCAAAGGGCCAUGUGAAAUCAAUAUGCCCACCAACGCCCAAGCCAAAUCCUCGUUCGAACAAACCAGAUGCUUCCGCCAUCAACCCUAUCACCCCUGUUAAGGAAGCCACCACAAGCGGGAAGAAGGUUAGUGAGGCAAUGAAAGUUGAUGACGUAGCACUGGCUGCAAUACCAGAGGACUCGCCCAUGGCAGCAGGCAGCCCAAGAACUCCAUUAGACACAAGUGCUGGUCCGAUACCAUUGUUGGAGGCUUUGACGAAGAAAAGGAAUAGAUCAAAAAGUAAGAAGAAACCAGAAGAAUCUGAAAGUGGUUCUGCUGCUGCUGCAGCAUCAACAGAUCCUGAGACGAAUGCUGGUGGUUCGAGGAAGAAGAGGAGGAAAUCUUGGACGAGCUUGACGGAUAUCACUGUGAAUAAUGACUAAUGAGAGUGGUUCUAAGCCAAAACUUAGUAGCUUUAUACUCACCUUAUCUUUCUAGAUGGAGAUUUAUAUGCUCAAAUUCUGAAGCCUAUACAGGGGAAUUUCUUUCGGGAACAACACCUAUUUGUUAUUUGAGAAAGUCAAGGUAGCUCAAUUUUGGAUAAAUGUCUACACUUUGCUUCUCGCCCAGGGGUUUCAUUAAUAGAGACAGAGUAGGGCUCAGAGGUUCCAUUGACUGAGUAACCAUGGCAAAGGGUUCAGGGAAAGCUGUACAAUCCAUCGAGUGUGCUGAAGAUUCAGGAAUUCGUGUUAUCAUCUAAUGUUAUGCUUAAAAAAAAAUCUAAUGUUAUGCUUGAUUUGCUAGAAGAACGAAUAAUCUAUACAUCUCUAAUCGGACCUAUUUGUGUUAUUAUUUAAUGUUAUGCUUGACUUGCUAGAAGAUCGAACAAUCUAUACAUUUCUAAUGGGACCUCGAUUUACUAUGUUCAACAAAGCCAAUAGAAAAGUUGGUUGAAACUAUCAAGUUGAGUGUUUGAGGAACCCUUUCUCCUGGUU